This is a messenger RNA of Perca flavescens (yellow perch), 1656 nucleotides long. RefSeq names its product CUB and zona pellucida-like domain-containing protein 1. The record is from RefSeq and is a predicted model, not a curated record. The transcript is spliced from 7 exons. The coding region runs from base 447 to 1517 and encodes 356 amino acids. Lineage: Eukaryota; Metazoa; Chordata; Actinopteri; Perciformes; Percidae.
GCCUACAGUAUACCCACUACAAUACAUUAGACUACACCAAUGGUACCAUUCAUUUUGGCAUUCAUUUCAAACUUUGCCCACUCCCCUACUUUCUCUACUUUCUCUCCCCCGACCUGAACUCUGGCACUUGAAGCGGACUUCGGGGAAACUACACCCAGAUCCGCUCCCUUUCGCCUGAUCUCAGUCCGACACAGCGAGACUCUCCGCGGACAUAACGGACGGUACAGCUCGAUACCAUCUGCCAUCUGGUGGGAAAUGCGUCACAACCUUGAUUAGAACCACUUAUUCACAAGACAGGUGUGCAGAAGGAAUGUGGUUGUGGUGGUGGAAAGAAACGCAUUGGAGCGGAAGAUAUCUGUCUGGUUCUGAUCGGUGACCUGCAGCGGAUUACUUUUUAAGUGACUCCAGCAAAGAAGCAGCAGGGGAGAAACAACAUCUUUACAGCUAUGUUAAAAGGACCAAUAUUGGCUGCAUGGCUGGUGUAUUUCCUGUGUCAUGUUUAUCCUGUUAAAUCCAAGGUGAUCUGCGGCGAGUCCGAAAUGACAGUAUGGUUUGAGAAAUACCCUGGACUCCAAGAGGAUGAUUUGCGGCUCAAUGACACCACCAACACCGCCUGCAAAGUCCUCACCAACAGCGAUUUUGUCUUCGCUGUCGUCCCCCUCAGCGGUUGUGGCACACAGAUCAAGGAAAAUGGUGAUAUCUUAACGUUCACGAAUGAAAUCACCAACAACAAACAUGAUGCGGUGAUCACCAGGAAAUGUCAGCUGGAGCUGAAGUUCGAAUGCAAGUACCCCAAACAUGGAAAAGUGAAACAUAGCUACAGUGGACACAGAGAGAAUAUUACAGUGUCGGAGAAAGACCUCGGCACGUUCACCUACCAAUUUGAAUUCUAUCCUAACAAAAAUUUCCGAACCCCGAAAAAAUCUAAAUUAUACCCUCUGAAGUGUGACUAUAAAGAAAGGAUUUACAUGCAGAUAGAGGUCACCUCCUCAGUCGAAGACACCGAGCUGUUUGUGGAGUCCUGCAGAGCGGCACCAUAUGACAACCCAAACUACGAGCCCUCCUACUCCAUCAUUGAUAACGGGUGUAAUGUGGACCCGACAAUUGAAAUCCAUUCCCCUGCCCACCAGAAACAAUUCAGGUUCAGCAUGGAGGCCUUCAAGUUCAUCGACUCAGAUGACCAGGUGUACAUCAGCUGUUCAGUCAUGAUCUGUAGAUUAGGGAGCCCAAACACCAGGUGCUCCCAGGGAUGCAUCAAAUCCAGAACACGACGAGAUGAUCAGCAACAUCACCUCACAAAGAGAGAGGCUGUCACUCAGAGUUCAAGGCACUUCAUUUCCCAGGGUCCUCUGCGCUUAGUGGGAUCAGCAGAGAGCACCGGAAGCCCAGUGAUCCACCUGAAUCUGAACCUGGUUUUCAUCGCUGGAGGUCUCCUUGCAGCCAUUGGCUUGAUCAGUGCAGUGGUCAUCUACAAAGCCAAAAUAUCAAAGGUCACAUACCAACCUUUUGAAAGUUAAGACAGCGGCGUGUGCAGAAUACCAAUUCUGUAUUAAGUACAUUUGACUACAUAAAGCUAUUUUGAACAGUUUAUAAAUCACUAAACGGUUUAGGGCCAAAAUACAUUUCUGAUCUGCUGCUACACUAUGAAGCACUCAG